Messenger RNA from Eimeria necatrix, 2805 nucleotides. RefSeq names its product thioredoxin, putative. Lineage: Eukaryota; Apicomplexa; Conoidasida; Eucoccidiorida; Eimeriidae. The transcript has 9 exons. Gene Ontology annotation, cellular component: endomembrane system. Bases 1 to 2805 code for a protein of 934 amino acids. Gene Ontology annotation, molecular function: glucosyltransferase activity. The record is from RefSeq and is a predicted model, not a curated record.
AUGGCAAAGGGAGAAACGGGGCAAUUGGCUGCCUCAUCGCUGCAGUCCAAGGCAGCGAAAGCAGCCCCUGCUCAUGCUGCUGCUCGGCGACGCAGUUCCACCGUGCGACGCUGGACCAGCGUGGUAACUUCAAAGUGGGCCUGGAGUGCCGUUGUUAUUGUGGCGGUCUACUUGGGUUUCUUCUAUCGUCCGCGGCUUCUGAGAUACACAUUUGAAAUAGCCGGGGGGCCUGGCUUAAAUCCUGAAUUUCCUUCUCCAUCUCGCCACUUCCGCAUUGUGGUGCGAAAUGCCAAGGGUCACCAGGAGGUGCCGGCUGGGUUCAAGGCUAACAACAUCCGUCUCAGUUGGCAAACUGUGCCGCAUAUCCCAGGACAGUCUGGUCCACCUGUUGGAUAUGAGGUGUACGACAUAGGCAACGGCGAAUAUGAAGUAGCAUAUCGAGAUUUGGAGAACUUUGCGACGAUCGAUUUGGCCAAACUACGAGCUGCUAUCCCCAAGCUAGUGGAAAAAAGCUCUGCAACCUCUUUCCUACACUACGUAAUCAAGGACAACCAAAUCUUUAGGAAGGCCCACGGACCUUUCCCAGCGUUUUCGUAUUUCUCUGACAUGGUCCUUCACCAAUUAAGUGCCACUGUCAAGUUACCAGACGUGGAGUUUGUAAUGAAUGUAGGUGAUUGGCCUCUCGUCGCAAAAAGUUGGGGUGACAGCAGGGUGCCAGUGUUCUCGUGGUGCGGGUCUACUGACUCGUUUGAUAUAGUACUCCCCCAGUGGGACGUUACGCGCUCAACGGUCCUAGGGAACGCGGCUUCUAGCCCGGAUCUUCUGGCUUCUCAGGGUUGGGGCACCCGUAAGUGGAACAAAAGAGAUCCCCGAGCUGCAUUCCGUGGACGUGACAGCAAUCCUGUUCGAGUGCAGCUGGCACAGCUGUCUUCAAAACACCCAGAUCUGCUUGAUGUAGCUAUUACUAGCUGGGAAAACGACGAAAAUUUUGAAGUUGAAGAGCAACUUGGCAGAAAGGGGUCUCUGCAGCUCCAAGAGUUUUCCAAGUACAAGUACAUCCUCCUGCUUGACGGCACAGUUGCUGCCUACAGAAAUCCGUAUCUUAUUGCCAGCGGCAGUUUAUUGCUAAAACAGGAGAGCCCCUACUACGAGUGGUAUCAGAAAGAGCUGUCUCCCUGGAAGCACUUUGUCCCAUUUGACGGCACUGGAGAAGACUUGCUCUCAAAGCUACAAUGGGCAAAGGAGCAUGAUGAGGAGGCGCAACGCAUCGCUGCCAACGCUCGAGACUACGCGAGGAGGCAUCUUCUACCAGAACGUGUCCUGUGCUUUUACUAUCGAGCAUUACAUGCCUAUGCAUCCAGACAGAAAGGCACCCCAGCUGUUACAGAGGACAUGAUUUGGGUACCCAUACCGCAUCGGCCAAAGCGCAAUACGUGCGGGUCACCUGACGUACUGACAAGAUUAGGAAGUUAUCCCAUAGUUCCGCUCCACCCGACAUCAGUAGAAUCAGUUUUAUUCAAGGAAGACAAGGACGCGGUUGUGAUUGCUCAUUCAGCAUUUUGCAACAAGAGUGCUCGUGUUCUCCCUGGGAUCCUAGCCAUGGCGCGGCAGUACAAAGCAGCUGGUGCAGACUUGCUAUUUGCAUCUGCUGAGACGUUUUCUUUGCAAUAUCCCAUCAAGUGGCUUCACGCCGGCAACGGGCCAAAGCUGUUCUUCUUGAAAGCAGGUUCUGCCACUCCUGAACAGUUAAAUGGCCGGCUGACAGUAUCAGCAGCUGUGUCAUUCAUCAAUUCAAAGCUAUCAAAUGCGCAACACCGCAUCACCGCUCCACCUGAGCCUGAAGAAGCAGUUUCAGACCCUAUACCAGAAAAAUGGGAUGGACCUGUGAAACGCAUUGUCGCCAAAAAUUUCGAUGAGCGUGUGUUGAACUCGGACAAGGACGUGUUUCUCAUGGUGUCAGCCCCAUGGUGCGGCUACUGCAAGAAAAUAAAGCCGGCGUUCUUUCGCUUCGCACGAUCAGUUGCUGCGAGCUCAGCAGCGGCUGCGGUGCUGGACGUCGCGAAGAUGAAUGGGCCCACAAAUGAAAUUCGCCAUCCCGAAUUUCCCGUUCCUCACUACCCAACAAUUUGGUUCAUUCGAAAGGGAGAAACCAAACCUAUAAUUUUCUCCGGUAGUGCGACGGAAGAAAAGCUUUUGUCUUUUGCAAAGCAACAUGCCACGAAGCCUGAAAGCCUUGAAGGAGUUGUUGUUCAAGCUCCUGAUUUGCGCACAUCCUCAUUGCCUUUAAUGAAAGACACUCAGCAACAGACUGGCUCUCCUAUCCUCAGCAUCGACACCGAGACCUUUUACUCUGGCGUGCUUGACAGUGACAAGGACGUGCUGCUACUCGUUUACGCCCCGUGGUGUGGACACUGCAAAAAGCUCGAGCCCAUCUACGAAGAGUUUGGGAAGCUUGCGGCCGAGUCGAAGACAGCUAGCGAGUCACUGGUUGUGGCGAAAAUGGACGGCGCGGCGAACCGACUGCCGGACGAGAAGUACAAGGUGACUGGUUUCCCAACUGUGUGGUUCUUCAAGAAAGGAUCCGAUACUCCAAUCAAGUUUAUGGGAGAGCGGACUACCAAAGGCCUUGCUUCAUUUGUGCAGCAGCACGCAACAGCGAAAGUAGAACUGAAGGUCCCUGAUUCGCCGGCAGUGGAGGCUGUGUCGCAGCCGGUUCCGACGGUGAAUGAUGGCGCUGUGAAAGUUGUGGUUGGCGACACGUUCAAAUCGCAGGUUCUGGAUGCAGGAAAGGUAGGAAAUCACUAA